This is a messenger RNA of Beauveria bassiana ARSEF 2860, 2361 nucleotides long. RefSeq names its product indigoidine synthase A like protein. The transcript has 4 exons. Bases 1 to 2361 code for a protein of 786 amino acids. Gene Ontology annotation, molecular function: pseudouridylate synthase activity. NCBI's taxonomy places the organism in Eukaryota, Fungi, Ascomycota, Sordariomycetes, Hypocreales, Cordycipitaceae. The record is from RefSeq and is a predicted model, not a curated record.
AUGAAGACAACCGUCCUGUGCCUGACGCGGGCGCAACGCCUCUGUGGCUCGCGUGCAGCCUGUCUAUCCCGAUUGAGUCCAAAGGCUGGUUUGCGAUCUUUCUCAACCUCACCGGCUGCAGCUUCCGGACUCUGUGAGAUUUUGUCAGUAUCAGACGAGGUUGCUGAGGCUGUUGCCACAAACAAGCCCGUGGUGGCUCUCGAGUCCACCAUCUACACACAUGGCAAGCUGGGAAAUGACCUCGCCAAGGAGCACCUCGACUUGGUCCGUAGCCAUGGUGGCAUUCCUGCUAUCAUUGCCAUUGUCGAUGGACGUCCCAAGGUCGGCGUUUCGUAUCAAGAGAUUCUGCGCAUGAUUGAGGACAAGGGUACGGUCAAGGCCUCUCGCAGAGAUAUUGCGUAUUUGGUGGGAAUGGGUCUGAAUGGGCGCAAAAUUCAUGGUGGCACCACCAUCGCCGGUACCAUGCUUCUGGCCAAGGCAGCUGGGAUCCGCGUCUUUGGCACUGGUGGUCUCGGUGGCGUUCACCGCGGCGGCGAAACUUCCAUGGAUGUCUCUGCCGAUUUGACGGAGCUAGGACGCACUCGAGUUGCCGUUAUUGGCAGUGGAUGCAAGGGGUUCCUCGAUAUUCCACGCACUCUCGAGUUUCUCGAGACGCAAGGCUGCUUGGUGUCGACCUUUGCGGAUGGCCGGCAGGGCAGUGUCGAUUUCCCAGCCUUUUGGGCCAGAGACAGCGGGAUAAAAAGCCCUUCCACCGUGUACACGGAAAAAGAGGCUGCUUCCAUCAUUUACGCCCAAGAAAAGCUCGGCAUCGAAUCAGGCAUGUUCUUUGCCAACCCUAUUUCCGAGGAGCAUGGCAUUCCUGCGUCUGAGAUGCAAGCCGUCAUUGAGCAGGCUGUCAGAGAGGCCAACGAGAAGGGCUUUACGGGCAACAACAACACACCCUACAUUCUGGGACGUCUUAGACAGCUCACCUCCGACAAGACGGUUGUUGCUAACAAAGCACUCGUGCACUCCAACAUCAUCCGGGCCACCAAGGUUUCUGUGGAGCUGUCCCGAUUGUUGUCGCCCAGCUCAACCCAGACAGGCAGCUCACCAUUAUCGCAGAUCCCCGUCUCUGCCAUUUCGCGUCCAACAGAAGCGACAUCUGAGCCAGCACCUGCUCUGUCGCCUGUGUCAAACAUCUUGGUUGCCGGCUCUGUUGCUGUUGAUCUCAGCUGUGAUUACUCAAGUCCUAAAACUGGUAUUACAACGCCUCAGUCGCAUGUGUCGAAUCCUUCCCGCAUUAGCCAGUCGAUCGGAGGUGUCGGCCGCAACGUUGCUGUAGCCGCUCACCUGGCCAGUGGAGGCUCCGGAGUUCAGUUUUGCAGUAUGGUAGGCGAUGACGUGGCCGGCCACACUGUUCUCACUUCACUGGAGGCAUCUGGUCUGGAUACUUCAUCGAUUAUGAAACUUGACCACCGGCAACAUCCCGAAGGGCGCACUGCACAGUACGUCGCAGUCAAUGAUGGAAACAAAGACUUGGUGCUUGCAAUGGCCGAUAUGAACAUUUUCUCCAAACAUUCUUUCUCAGACCAUUGGCGAUCUACUGUCGCCACCUCAAAACCAAAGUGGCUUAUUGUGGAUGGCAAUUGGGCCCCUCCACAGAUUCGCAAUUGGAUCAGAGCUGGCGAAGAGAAUGGCGCGAAAGUUGCGUUUGAGCCAGUCUCGGCAGAAAAGUCACAGGGACUAUUUUGCCCCGAACGCGGCCUCCCAAGACUCAACCUGUAUCCUGAAUCUAGCAUCAGCCUGGCUUCUCCCAACACCUACGAGCUCGCAGCAAUGCACACCGCGGCCAAGGAAAAUGGCUAUUUUGAACCAAUGGAUUGGUUUGAAGUCAUUGAUGCAUUUGGAAUGAGAGGCGCGCGAGACCGCUUUGUUCACCUUACCUCGGUGGAGCUCACUGACGCCGGCGUUCCUAUCCAAACCAUUCAGCUUCUCCCAUAUAUUCCAACCAUUCUGACAAAGCUCGGGUCCAAGGGCGUCUUACUGACGGCAAUUCUGGGCAAAGAUGACCCUCGUUUGCGAGAUAGAGAUGAAGAAGCAUUCAUCCUGACUCGCUCACCACCUACACAUCCGGUAGUAGGUGGAGUUUACAUGCGCCUGUUUCCGCCCGUAGAGACGGUGAAAGACAUUGUAUCUGUCAAUGGAGUUGGGGAUACUUUCCUAGGAGUAUUAGCUUCCGGACUUGCACGAGGCGGCCGAGUCGACAAGCUGGUGGAUGUGGCUCAGCGUGGAGCUGUUUUGACGUUGAAGAGCGCAGAAUCUGUCAGUCCGCUUUUGGGCACCUUGACAGAAGAAGUACAGAAUGCAUCAAAGCGGUGA